CUCGCGGGCGGUUAUUCUGCGGGCGGGCGCUGAGAUUGCAGGAGCGGCAGCCGGAUUGCGAUUCUCGUCGUCUCUAGAAACCUGCGGAGAUUUGAGUUUCUGCUCUCGAAUCGGUAAUGGAGUGCAAGGCGGAGGACGAUGCGAAGGAUUUGAGACGAAGUUGUGCGGAGAUUGAGUUGCUGAAUUUCGGCGGAGAAUCGCCGGUCGAAAGGACGGCGGAGGCGGAGGAUUCAGUUGAAGUGCGUCGGGGAAGGAAGAGGAAAUCGGAGGAGGAAGAAGAGGGAAAUAGCACUGGAGAGAUGUGCGAGUGCGGUAAGAUGAGGAAGGAGGAGUUGGAAGCGCAGUUGCUUCUAGAUUGCAGCGGCGACGUCGCGAACAUUCGCGAUCGAGCGAUGAAGAAGCUGAGGAAGAUCGAGGCGGAGGAGCGGAAUCUGAGAGAGGUACGUAAAUGUUUAGACGAUAGAAAAAGUAAGAUUACUGUGGUUAUAGAUGCAUUGGAUGGGAGAAUAACUGCGGUUGAGGAUAAGGAGGAGAUGGUGAGGAGAAAGUGGGAGGAGUUUAGGGAGAAGGAGGUGCAGUUACAGAUCAUGGAAGAGGAGAAGACGAAGGAGAUCCAGUCGAAGGAGGAGAGGUUAAGGAGGAAGAUGGAGGAGUUUGGGGAGAAGGAGGUGCAGUUUCAGGCCACAGUGGAGGAGAAGACGAAGGAGAUACAGUCUAAGGAGGAGAGCUUAAGGAAAAUGCAGGAGGAGUUUGAGAUGGAGGCAGAGCGACGAGAAUCUGCGGCGACAGCUUCGACUAAAGAAGCUGAACUGAUGAAGGAAUCGGCGAAGAAGAAGAUGGAUGAAAUUGAGAGAAUGAGGAUGGAGUUCGACGCGAAAACGCAAGAUUUGGAUUCAAAAGAGAGCCAACUCGAGGAGCUGCGCAAAAAGCUCGGCGCGGAAGCGAAGGUUAAGAUUAAGAUGUUGGCGAAGAAGGAGAAAAACGGUCGCGAGCUUUUGGAGAAGCUGGAGUCGUCGAAGAAGACGGUCGAGGAGAUGAAGGAUUCGGUUGAGCGUAAGCUCAACACAAAUAGGGCGAAGGAAGCGCAGAUUAAUUCUCUUAGCGAUUGGGUCGAGAUGAAAAUGGAUGAGCUAGACGCAAAAGAGAACGAGUUGAAGGCACGGGUGGAGCGAGUUAAGAACAAGGAAGACGACGCAGCUUCUAGGAAAAAUCAGCUCGACUUGAAAGAACGACGUUUGCGCAAAUGGGAAUCGAGUCUUGUACUCCAACAAAGAGAGAUUGCUACAAGACGAGAGGCGAAUGACAGAAAAACUGAGGCCCUUGAUAGGAGGGAGAAGAUAUUAGGCUCGGUUAGCGAGUUCACGCGCAAGUGCUACAAAGAGUAUCGGGCGACACAGAGCCAACUCAAGCACAAGGAGCGUGAACUCGAUGGGUUCAAGAAAGGAUUAGAAGGCAAGCAGCGGAAUUUGAUCGAUCUCCUCAACACAUACGAGGGGAUAAUUAAGGAUGAAUCUGCGGAACUGAGGUUGAUGCUGAAGAUGAACGGGAAAGAUUUGCAGGCGUACCUGAUCAAUACUCAUAAGAAUUCCGAAUCAAUGAGCGAUGAAAUCUUUAGGGUUCUUAACCUGUCCUCGGAUCCGGCAAAGUUGGUUCUGGGUGCAUUGUCCGGUUUCUAUCCACCGCCUUUGCGACCAGAUAACGAGCAGGGUGAGGUUCGUAAAACCUGCGUACUUCUGCUGCAGCAGCUGAGGAAAAUGUCGGCGACAAUCAAACCGGAAAUUCAGGAACGAGCAGCUGAGAUUGGAUACGAGUGGAAAUCGAAGAUGAGAGCCACUCCUGAACAUUCCUUGGAGGUUUUAGGGUUCUUGCAUCUACUGGAUGCUUACAAUCUGGUGUCCUAUUUCGAUCAAGAAGAGAUUUCAAAAUUGCUGGAGAUUGUCGAGGGAGAUGGACAAAUACCUGAGCUGCGGCAUCGCCUCCUUGGGUACUCGGAUACAAUGGCAGAGAUUGCAGGAUAUCUGGAAAAUGUAGAAGUACCUGAGCUGCGGCAUUGCCUCCUCGAAUACCCGGAUGAGCCGGCAGAAGGCGAUCAGAUCCCCGACGAAAACCCGCCCAUGUAAGCAAGAGCAAUCACAUGGAGGAACACCGCGCCGCCAUCAGCAAAUGAAAUCGUAUGACAAAGACAAGAUCUGCCUAUGCACACAGGUAAUUCUCUCAAUCUCCGAUUUUAACCGAAUACACAAAAACAGUGCAUGAAAAUGACUCGAAAUGCGGCGAGGAAAACUGAUAAGAGUAGCAUACUAAUAUAUUUUCAAGAACUUCUUUUGUUGGUUCCGUGGAUCGAAGUGAUAAAUUCUUUUAUGACUUCUUAGACUAAUGGAUCAUACUGAUAGUAUGUACCCUACUACGAUGCUCGUCUAGACAUAGUCGUAAUCGCUUAAACUCAGUGCAAUUUUAGGGCCAACUUAAGUUAAAACGAGUGAGCUGGCGCGCAAACAAAACAUAGCAUAUAUUAACUGAACAAAACAAAGAACUAAGCAUAACCUCAGAGUCGUCGCCAUAUCAUCCACACCUAUCACACUCGCCCACUUAGCAAUUCGACGAGCUCAUUCUUCUUCAACUUGGAAAAUCCUUUCAUCCCCAGCGACUUCGCAAGAGCUCUCAGUUCAGUCGUCUUCAUCCCACUCAAAUCACUACCCUCAACCAACCUCGGCUCCUCUUCUUCAUAAUCAUCCUCAUCCUCCUCCGAAUUCCUCUCAUGAAAAUCAAUCUGCUGCGGGUAAACUCGCUGCAAUUUAACUACCGGAACUGGCGACCUCCUCGAGAAACUUGAUUUUGGCCUGGCAGGCAUUGCAUCCACCGGCGCAAUGUCCUUCUUCCCGGAGCUUUUCUUCCCCGGCUGAACCGAGUGCUU
Molecule: messenger RNA, 2914 nt
Organism: Andrographis paniculata
Lineage: Eukaryota; Viridiplantae; Streptophyta; Magnoliopsida; Lamiales; Acanthaceae
Exons: 3
Coding region: 117-2120 (667 amino acids)
Source: RefSeq, a predicted model, not a curated record